Molecule: messenger RNA, 4041 nt
Organism: Coniophora puteana RWD-64-598 SS2
Lineage: Eukaryota; Fungi; Basidiomycota; Agaricomycetes; Boletales; Coniophoraceae
Exons: 16
Coding region: 1-4041 (1346 amino acids)
Biological process (GO): nuclear envelope organization
Cellular component (GO): nuclear envelope; meiotic nuclear membrane microtubule tethering complex
Molecular function (GO): protein-membrane adaptor activity
Source: RefSeq, a predicted model, not a curated record
AUGGCUACGUCUUCAAGCCGUCGCUCUCGGUACACCAUGGAUCGCUUUGCCAUUCAUGGUCCCUUCCCCGGCAAAAAAAAUUCAACCUCAACUGACUCUGUGCGCACUAUAUCAGUGAGCCGCAUUAAAGAUUUGGACGUGGCCCGGAGUGCUGAUGCUGAAAUUCCUAAACAAAUCAUCCGCAAGGGAAUGCUAUAUCUCCUUCGAGCCACUCUAACUGUGGUCUUACAUCGUCUCACCCUCGUGGCCGUUGCUCUCGUUUUCUCCAUUUUAUUAGCUGGUUCUAGAGAGUGUGGACUACCCGGCCUUCCAGCUAGUGGCGCGUCUCGACGGGAACUGCCCUCAAACAUGAUCUGGGAGCAUCGACUGGAACGGCGCCUACAGCAAUUAGAGGAUCGCUUUCUAGCAAACGAAGAGUCUCUGGCCGUUGCGUUAUCUCAACAGGCAGCCGCUAUGGAAUCAGCUAUGAACCGACACUCCAAAGAUAUUCUUGGUCAAACCGACUACGCAUUACGAGGCCGAGGUGGUGAUGUGGUUCCAGAACUAACGUCCCCCACUCGCUCGCUCCCCGACCACACUUGGUUUUCCCAGUGGAUUCACCACGCCAUUGGCUGGGAUAUCCGGUACAAUCACAUCAAUCCGCCUACGGUCGCUAUUGACGGUGAUAUCUCCGUCGGAAAUUGCUGGUCAUUCGAAGGAUCCCAAGGUCAGAUUGGGCUUCUUCUAGCAGAAACCUUGCACGUCAAAGCUAUCAGUAUUGACAAUCCCCCCUCCGAUCUACUGACAGACGCAGAGAUCACUCGGGCACCAAAGGACAUUGUCAUAUGGGGUCUAAUUUCCGAAGACGACUUACCUUUGUUAGAUUCCUCUCUUACACUGUGUUCAGAGAACUGCUUCUCCGCACAUGCUGGCCAAAGGCAUACUUUCGUUCAAAUUUCCAAAUUCAAGUAUGAUACCGCGCACUACGAGCAUGUUCAGACCUUUUAUGUUCCAGAAUAUGUCACCUCUCUAGGCAUUACUUUCAGGACUGUGGUGGUAUUAGAGGAAGUCAGGUUCACAGAGCCCAUGUUCGUCUACCAGCCACUCGGCUGGUGGUCAAACAAACUCCGACCGGUGUCCUUCGCCAUCGGCCUUGUCACGGGCUGGAGGGAUUAUAAGCAUACUCGAGAUGAGAAUGCACAAACUGAUGAUACGGUUUUGCCUUUCUCGCUCAACGAACUUGAAACACGCGGACUGGCACCCUGGGCGGUCGCUACUAACAACGAACAAGCAGCCAUGGAGGUCGUCCCUGACAACGAUGAAGCAGCCAUGGAGGCCGUCACCUACAACGCGAAUCUUGUGCCUGCCCAAGGCAGCUACCCGGAUCCGCAGACCGAAGACAUGCCAGUUACUGCCCAAGGACCAGGCAGUUCACCACACCAACAGAGAUACGCCAUGCCGCUCAUACUCUAUGAUCGUACUUCACAGCGCGAUCUACUCGCUGAUCAGGCCGUGUCACUUGAAGCAUCACAGGAUCAUCUUUAUCCUUCCGGCAGGCAGGCAGCAUCAACUAUUCCUGUAAAUCAUGAUCUGCCCGCAGACACGAACCUUGCGCCUGUCCAAGGCAGUUUACCAGAUCAGCAGAGACACGUCACGCCGCUUAUACUCUACGAUAGCACCUCACAACGAGAUCUACUCGCUGGUCAAGCCAUGCCACUUGAGGCCUCACAAAAUCAUCUAUGUCCUUCCGGCAGCCAGCCAGUAUUAACCACUCCCGGUACAUCGGCGGUCAUUUCCAAACAAGUAGACGAUCAGAAGGAUCAGAAUCACGGUCUCAUUGCCAAGCAACUCGCCACCAAGAGCUCAGACGUUCUUCGUGACACCUCCCGGGCAAGGCAAAUGUCACCGUCUCCUUUUGCUCAUAUCGAGUCAGUCUCCUCGGGUAUCUCUUCGGAGUCCGAUAGUGCUGCACAUAUCGAAAAGGAGCUAGCUAUGUCACCGUCUCCUUUUGCUCAUAUCGAGUCAGUCUCCUCGGAUAUCUCUUCGGAGUCCGAUAGUGCUGCACAUAUCGAGAAGGAGCUAGCUGAAGCAUCGGUUUCAAGCAAAGACAUGACGGAUUACAAUUACCAACAAACGGAGUACGACUACCUGCGCCCAUUAGCAGAUCCAAAUUCUAUCUGCUCCCCCUCCCAGGCUAUGCAGGUUAGAAAUGAUGAUGAUGUCGCCAUGACUGAGGUGAUGGAUCACAGAAUGGGCCAUCUCCUGAUUAGACCCGUAUCAUCAAAAGUUCAUAACGGGGAUCAAGUACAAGUAGAAGGCAAAGGCAAGGCACCUAUUAGAGGAACCGGACCAUCGGCAAGCAAGGCCCAGUAUACCGAUCAGAACGUCAGAGAGCACACGAACCAGCGUCUCGCACAUAAUGAGCCAGAGACGCAGAUGGAUUCCUUUAACAUGGAAGAGGCUUUGAAGCACUUGGCCAGUUCGCCGCAGGACAUUGCAUCGCAUGAAGACCUGGCACUCUUAUUCUCAUACGUUAGAAAGUAUGAGAGUGUCCUCACUGAGCCUGAACAAGGUCCAGUGUCGGGUAAUCCUACUGCGGGCCAAAGGCCUUUGCAUGGCCGAGAUUUCCCUCCAUUCAAAGGCGACAUUGCUCUACUUAUCUCAUGCCUUCUCAGUAAUCUCAAUCACCUCAAAAAGCAAGCCACUCGAGCAGAAAAAACGUCACACAACAAUGACGUCCCUGGCGGCUUUAGCUCCAGCAGCGUGCACAUAAUUACCGAAGAAUUGGCAAAGACCUCCAUCAACGUCGAGUCAGGACCUCGCCAGGCGUCAUCCGAGAAACUCAUUUCGAACUCUUUGACACCCGCUAAUCAGUUGUCUUCGAAUGAAGUGAUUUGCGAGCAGAUGUCUGUCGACAAAGGAUCUGCUACUGGCGGCGGAACUAUACAAUCCCCAACAUCAGCCGUCGACGAUUAUCUAACGAAUCCAGGAAGCGCAAAGAGGCCAGCCACACGAUCUCAAACAUCUGCUAACGGAGGACCGCCAACCACGGCAACUACCGCCGCCCACAUAUCAGGGGAGCCGAGACGAACGCCUGCCGCUAGAGGACCUUCGAUCAAUCCAGUAACACCAGCUGUUCCCAAAGCGUCUGAUCAUAACCUUGCCAAGUCACCCGCUGUGCCGGCUCAAGGUCCUUACAAGACUCAAAAAGUUCACCGAAAACAGUCUAAAUUAAUAAUACAGGAUCAAAUAAGAAAAUACGCGCUGAAACUAUUAGGAAGAGCAGAUAUAACUAGUCCUUUCCCCAAGGGUGUCCCUCGUAAGGAGGAUAUCACCCUUUUCCGUGUGCAAAAACAUGUGGGGCCCACUGUUGAGGAUUUCCGCCUUGACAUCCAUGGCUUUCCUCUUUCGCCCUGGAAUAGACAGGCCAUCAAAAUCUUUGCGGAAGACUUCACGAAAAACCACGAUUUCAAAGAUACUCGCGCAGUUGAGAAGAUGUUCGGAACCCAUACGGUCGCUCUGCGUACUCAGUUUGCGGCAAUCAAUGCAGGAAGCAUCAGUAUAACUCGCCAGAAGCGCAACGAUGAUGCGGCCACGAAAGCAAUGUUGUCCAGAAAGCGUUCUUUUCAGAAGGUUUGGGAGCACAUGCCAUUAUGUGCGAUGAGCGAGGAUGAACUCGACGGCACUUCAUCGCCGCCUCGCUACGUCAUUACUAAUCCUAUCUGGAGAUCAGAGCAGGUAACUCAUUGGCUACGAACAUUAGACCUGGCGUAUCUUUCAACGCGAUUCAACGAAAAUGGGAGGGCUGGGAAAGGUGCUUUCCCUCAUUUGCGAGUUCCUUCUACGAGGGUGGCUUCGGAGUCUACUGCGCCAAAGGGAUUACCAAAAAACUGGUAUGCGGAAUCAUACCUUCAGACACUCACGUCUGGUGAGCAAAAGGCACUGGAAAUGUACGAACCAAUCCUACUCCCGCUCAGCAAGGCAGUGUUAAGCUAUGCAGAACGCUAUCGGGGAAUCAAAGGAAGAACGGAUAGAUUACCACCUCAAGUGGGUCAGAAGUGA